UAGCCCCUGUUCCUGAAAUUCCCUUGUGCAAUUCUACGUCAUUUGCGUGCAACAGCCAAGCUUCUCCAGCAGGACAGGGAAUCCCCCAGCGAGCGAAGGGCAAGGCGGGAGAGGAGCAGAGCCCCGCGGCGGCGCCCAAGGGAGCAAACCUGGCGAGUCGGAGGGUCGGCCUCAAUGGCGGCGGCGGACAUUGAUCAGCUGUGUUGAGGGAGGAAGGAAGCGAGGCUCUGCUGAAGGAGGGACCUGCUCGAUGACCCUGCGGAGUGCGCCAUGGCUUCAGCGUCCAUCCUCAAGUGGUUCCCGGGCACGCUGUACAACUCGGCGCUGAACGUGGUUGUGAUGCAGUACAAGGCCGUGAGUCACGAGCUCAGGAUCUUCCCUCCGCCCGUGCACUUCGACGUCCUCUACAAGCUUUACAAAUGUGGGUGUUUGUUGGAGUUGCGUGGAGAACUAUGCGACCUGGAUGUUCUCACACGCAUGCUCAAGGUGGUGGACAAGAGGCAUCUCUUGCACCAUUGCUUCCAGGCCUUGAUGGAUCAAGCACUUGCAGAUCACAGCACCAAAAUAUCCACAGUAUUAUCACAAACAUAUGUGCAAAGAUGUAAUCAAGUGUCUUCUGAACAGCAGCAGAUAGAUAACUUGGUACUGCAAGGAUUGGCUGUAUCUUCAUUCCUUGCUGAGGCUGGCUGGCUCCCUGAUGCUGAAAACAUCCUGACAGCCUGCCAGGCACUUUUAGCCAACUCAGAUAUUCCUCAGCAAAUGACUCGCUCUCUUGAAUGCUGCCACAGACUUCUACAUGUGCAGAAUGGGUACUGCAGAUUUGAGGAAGCUGAAAGAACCUACAACCAAGCAAUGCAGUUGGUGAAGCGUUUGCAGUCAGCUGGUGCCACUCCCAACCUCUCCUCAUUAUAUUCUGAGUUUUCAACACUGUACAUGCUAAGGUCAAACUAUGCUGAGGCAUAUAGCUGGAGUGUAAAAGCACUUCAGGAGUUAGUUCCCAAUUUCCCCAAACCACCUCUCAUUGAUGUCUUAAGACAGUCAGCAAAGGCUUGUGUGCUCAAGCGCGAGUUUAAGAAGGCCGGGUUACUUAUCAAACAGGCAGUUAUGAUAGCCACUGAAGUGUUUGGCGACAAGCAUCCAAAAUAUGCAGACACGCUUAUUGAUUAUGGUUUCUACUUACUCAAUGUGGAUGCCAUAAGCCAAGGUGUACAAGUAUACCAGACUGCACUUGAUGUCCGCCAGAGUGUCUUUGGUGGAACCAACCUGCAUGUAGCCAUUGCUCAUGAAGAUCUGGCCUAUGCCUCUUACGUUCACAACUAUGCUUUUGGCAAAUUUACACAUGCCAGAUCUCAUGCUGAGAGGGCAAUUGAACUGAUGCUCCGCCUCUUGCCUCCAGAUCACUUGUUACUGUCUUCUAGUAAGCGUGUGAAAGCACUAAUCCUAGAGGAGAUGGCUAUUGACAACCCAAAUAAGGAUGUUGAAAAGAAAUACUUGGAAGAGGCCCAUUCUCUGCACAAAGAAGCACUUGCUAUGGCCAUGCGUGCAUUUGGGGAAAUGAACGUCCAGACAGCCAAACACUACGGCAACCUUGGCAGACUCUUCCAGUCAAUGAGGCUCUUCCAGGAAGCAGAGGAGAUGCAUCUGAAGGCCAUCUCCAUAAAGGAACAGCUUUUGGGGCCAGAGGACUAUGAGGUGGCCCUAUCUGUUGGCCAUCUGGCAUCCCUGUACAAUUAUGACAUGAUGAAGUAUGAUAAGGCUGAGCAACUCUACUUAAGAUCCAUUUCCAUUGGAAAGAAAUUGUUUGGUGAAGCAUAUUCUGGCUUAGAGUAUGACUAUCGAGGGCUCUUGCGUGUAUAUAGUGUUCAAGCCAAUAUGGAAAAGUGUUUCAAAUACCAGAAUGUUUUGGCAUAUUGGAAGUUGUUGCGUGAUGAAGCACAGGAAACACAGACCUCACCCUUCAAAGAACUCACAGAACCUUUACGGGUCAUUGACACUCUGAACCAGUUCAUGGCCCUGUAGGAAUUUAUCUACUUGACCUAAGUAUUAAGUGCAUCAGUGCAAGACUGCAGCUGAUAAAGGUAGAAAUCAAAAUGGUUUGCAUACAAGACCAUAAGUUUUGCCAUGACCUCACACCUUAGACGAUAAACAGAAAUGCAUAUUGACCAUGAAGUGUGCAGUUGGCCCUCUCUCCAUUAAGUCUGUUCACCCCCUUCUUAGGUGCUGAUCUUUCAUAACCAUCUGCCAUUUUAUAGUUUUUGUGUGAAUUUUAAGUUUAUAGUCAUAAGGAUUUUCCAGCCAGAUAUGAUUGAUAGCCAUGACAUUAAUUUAAAGCACCAUCACAUACAGUUUUCUCUGUCAGUGAUUUAGGAGAAUAUUCAGGAGGAGGAGAAUCAUGCAAUAAAGACCACUUGUGAAGUUGUUAAUGAUAUUACGGAUCAAAUAUCAUACAGAACACUAAUGGAAGGAAUGUAAAGUCUGCAUUAAAAGGGGAAUAUCUAUAUUUUGUUAAUCUAAAGGAAAAUAACUGUUGUAAGCAAUAAAAACUUAAACAAGGAGGGAGAGUGUUGCCAUAGAUCUUUGUCUCAAUUGCUGUUAUGUGUCAGUGCAUGGAACUAAUUGAGUUUAAUAGUUGACGUGAGUAAGUACAGGAAUGCUAAAAAAAUUCUUUAAACUAACUGCUAGCACUAGUUUACGAUAGUAUGCAAAAAUUGAAUGAUGAUUAAAGAUUUUACUUCUUACUACCAUUUAUCUUCAAAGGAAGAGAGGUAUACUGUAUAAAGAUGAGAGUGAGCAGUAAAUUGCUAAAUUUUAAAUUUUAUUAUGUAUAUGUACAAAUGGUGCUUGAUAAAGCCAGCAUUUUGUGAAUUAGUAAACCUUUUUGUUUGUAUCAUAUUAAGUUUUGAUUUGUAUGAUUUGAAAUUUAAUAUAUCUUUUUUAAAUAUUUUUAUUUAUAUGUAUUUGAUUAUGAAGGGUAUAUCUCUGCAGCUCUACAUAUUGAAAGAGAAUCUCUGAUGUUCAGUCAAAUCAGUUUUAACAUGGUGUCCUUUUAUCAGAUCUCUAUUUAAUAGAUAGAACUUGAAUAUUUGAUAUAUUAUACUAUUUGAAAAUUAAAAAUAUCAAAGUAAUAUAUUAGUAUUAUGGUUUUAAGAUUUGCAUUGAUACAAGAGGGCUUGUUAAAAUUCCUAGGUGUGAAUCUACCUUCAGGAGAGGUCGCCUGUAAAUAUGUGUAUAGUUCAUACUGCUGCUUAAGGCCCCUCCAUUUUUGUAUGUGAUAAAAGAUGAAUUUAUGUGAAUCAGGGCGUAGUCUCAAAAUGGAAAGCAGUUUGAAGGGAAAUUAGUUGUACAAGAUUGCAGCUGCACUAUGUGGUUUGUGCACUGUCUAUCUAGUUAUGGUAUGGAUGAAUUUUGCUUAUUGAAAAUACAUUUUGCAAGGAUUAUGCUGAGGUAAUAUAUGGGAAUCCCAAAACUUUUAGUGAUUUGUUGGUGACAUUUACGUCAGAGUUAUUUAUCUUUCAUAUUAUUAAUGUUAAGGAUUAUCACAAAUUGUUUGUAAGCAAAUUAAUUUUCCUUUUACAUCCAUGUUCAAGAUGGAUGCAAAACUUGCAAGCUUUACGUAUGUGUGAUAUGCUUUUAUCAAGGACUGAUUGUAUUCAAUUUAUUGGGGUUCCUUUUUCUGAUGGCUGGAUUAAUACUAGUAAUGAAAUGCUAGUGUUUCAUUAUCUUUUUCAGUUAACAUCAUGUGACAUUGCCAGGAUUUUCCUUUUCUUUUCUUUUCUUUUUUAUUUUAUUUUAUGUGCUGUCAUGACAUGGAGAAUGUGGAAAUGUUUCUUCAGUGUCAUUUCUUUUGUAAUGAAACUGGAGGGUUGUUUUUGUACUCAGGUGAUUUAGGGUGAUCUCAAUGAAGACUUGGUUUGUGGAGCACUUAGUGGAACAAUAGUUAACAAUAUUUAUUGAUUUUCAGUAAAAGCAGUCAGAAUCAUUGAUAUCAUUCUCUUGAGAUAACAACAAUGAAUUGUAGUAAACCAAAUUGACAUUUUGGAUCUAAAGCUGAAUUUAGAUUUAAAUGUAGUCAAGGUUUACUCUAUAUAUAUACCCUUUUCUCUAUUAACCCAAUAAAAUACAUUUCAACCUGAAAAUUACCGGUAUUUAUUGUUAUUAUUUUACAAAUAUAUAUAUAUAUAUAUAUUUUGGUUAUGGCAUGUGGCCAAUUUUUCAUUAUGGUACUUGCUCAUUUGAAGGCAGCUUUUCGAUCUGUGUAAUAUUAGAUGCUUUAUCACAGCAGGUGGUGUGCUCAGAGGUCUUACUUUGAUUUUGAGAUUUUAGCCUUCUCUCAGUUACAUUCUUGUGUUCAGAAUUUGUUUGAUUUUUUUUUUUUUUCUAAUUAAACCUAAUGAAGAUUUUCAAAUGCUUAGAAAAGGGGAGUGAGUAUAAGAACAGAUCUGUAGCUAGAAAAUAAUUGUAUAGUGAUAAGGCCAUAGGGAAAGUGAACCGAAUUGUACAUGCAUUUGAUAACAGAACAUAGGGGAAUACUAUCACUUACAGUUCUGUGCAUAAAUAUCAAUCAAAGCUCUUAUGAAGUAGCAUAAGAACUCCCAUUGGUAGACUGCAUAAAAGGAAAGAUGAUUACUACAAACAUUUUCAACUUCUAUCUUUGUAGCCAUUUCUGUGCACCAUUGUUUUGCCAUAGAUAUAUAUGCACAUAUUAACUGUUGAGUGAGACUCCCCCAGUCAGUGGCACAUGCUAGUGGUCAAUGGUAAUACCCAGCUGGGUGUAUAAGGCAGAGUGUAUCAUUGGAAUACACUUUUCUCACAUACAGAUUUAUGAGAUUGUAAACUAAAGAGUGUAUGCAACAGUAAUAAAAGAAGUUUAUCUUGC
Penaeus chinensis is the source of this 4876-nucleotide messenger RNA. RefSeq names its product amyloid protein-binding protein 2-like (gene Pat1). Gene Ontology annotation, biological process: intracellular protein transport. Gene Ontology annotation, molecular function: protein binding. Lineage: Eukaryota; Metazoa; Arthropoda; Malacostraca; Decapoda; Penaeidae. The record is from RefSeq and is a predicted model, not a curated record. The transcript is spliced from 12 exons. The coding region runs from base 271 to 2019 and encodes 582 amino acids.